AUGCGCCGCCGCGCAGAUAUCUGGGCAAAGGCAUAUGGACCUGCCAGCGCAACGGCACCCACCCUGUAUCCCAUCAUCGGAUUUGCCAAUACCGCAGGCAACAACCCAGUGCUCCGCUACUAUUUGCCGGACGGCACCUGGGCCAACAUUACCUCAUCUAUUAAUUAUGACAGCUGGUACACCUUCCGCAUGGAAAUCAAGGAUACCAUCGUUAAGUAUUAUGGAUAUAAUUUCGCGGAUCCUGCCUUACCGGCAGCUGAGCAGGAUUUUGUGCAUACAGAUUAUGAUAUCUAUUGGGACAAUAUUGGUGGCAUCACCAAUAUCCAUAAUGUUACUGUUGAUAGCUGGCACACUUCCGUACAGCAGGCAGGUUAUGAUGCAGCGUGCAACUGGUUUGGAAGUGCUACCGCGCCAACCGUGGUAGCCGCUGCUGUUAGCGAACCGGGUUAUACCGCACAGGUACCAUCGCAGUUUGGUGGCAGCAAUCCUGGCGGUGCCAAUGAUAUCACCGGCCUGGAAGCCUAUCGUAUAGCACCUGCUUCGUUUGCCAAUGCAGGCACCGAAACCGGCAAUGCUUAUACCGCUUCCGGUUGUACCAAUAUUACCUUCCCGGUAAUGAACAUCACCCGCAACAAAGGCUACUAUAAUAUACAGCCAGCCAUCAGUGAUGCAGGAACCCUGAGCGGUGAUACCAUCACGGUAGCAGCCGGUACUUACCAGGAAGAGCUGAUCGUUAAUAAACCAUUGACCUUAUUAGGUCCUAAUGCCGGCAUCAAUCCUAAUACAGGAACACGCGUACCGGAAGCCGUUAUUGUACCGGUUACUCCGGGCGGCAUUGCAGCCUUGCGGAUCGUGGACGUAAAAGCUUCCAAUAUCACUAUUGACGGCUUUACUGUUGAUGGCGACAACCCUGCUGUUACAAGUGGUUUCCAGGGAACGAACGGUGCGGACAUCGAUGCUUAUGAAGGGAUCGCUGCUUAUACCGACAACGUAAACAAUCUGAAGGCGGCUAUUGAUGCGGCAAGUCCCGGCGAUAGCUUAACGGCUGCUGCCUGGGAAUAUCAUGAGGAUGUGAAUAUCCAUAAAGCAGGACUUCGCUUAGUGGGUGCUGGCGCCGAUGUUACCUUGAUCAAAGGUUUGUAUGCAGGCUCUGGUCAUACAGUAGCCAUCACGCAAAAUAAUGUGUGGGUAGAAGGCUUUACCGUGACCAGGGAUUUUGGUACGGAUACUGCUUCCUGGUUUGCCUCUACUAAAGGACAAGGUAUUGGCCUGGGCAAUAAUGUGAGUGGUACUACCAUCAACAAAAUGAUCCUGAAAGGAAACCGUAAUGGCUUUUAUGGACAGAACGCGCCUAACACAACCAUUACCAAUUCACUGAUCGAAGAUAACCGUACCGGUAUCCACUUUGGCCGUGAUGUAAGCGGCUCUGUGAUUAAGAAUAAUAUCAUCCGUAACAACUUUACGCAUGGUAUCCUGUUCAAUGCAGAUUUCGGUGCAGAAGUAGUGGUGACCAAUAUGCAGAUAGCCGAGAAUGCUAUUUAUGGCAACUGGUAUUCCGCCCAGCCAACGGUAACCGCAGCUAACCCCGGCGAACCCGGAUAUACCGUACAGGUGCCAUCACAGUUUGGCGGUACCAAUCCGGGCGGUGCUAUUGAUGUUACAGGUCUUGGCGCUACGCUGAUCGCACCCGUUUCUUAUGCGGUAACAGCAUCCUGCGGUAAAACAAAUUUAUCCCGCACAGGUGUGAUCAAUGCGCUGCAGGUGGCUAAUGCAACUCAAUACGAGUUCCGCAUUGCAACGCUGACCAAUACGUUGAUUAAGACGAUCACCAGCGCUACCAACACCAUUGCCUUGAAUGAUACGGUAUUUGUACCGGGUGCAUCGUUUCAUGUAACGGUAAGAAGCAUGGCUGGUGGCGUAUAUGGCAACUAUGGUGCUAUUUGUACCAUAGGCAUCGCUAAUCCACAUACGGCUAUUGACGCGGCAUUCUGUGGCCAGGCCAAUAUCUUUGGUGUGGAUUCCGUAUCCGCUGUACCGGUAGCCAAUGCUACUGCCUACGAGUUCAGGAUUUUAUCAUUGGCGGGAUCGGUUAUCACAACCGUAGUUAGUGCAGAUAAUCACCUGGCCCUUUCACCGUCUGUAUUUGUACCGGGCACGCCGCGUAGGGUUAGUGUACGCGUAGCCAUCGCCGGUGUCUAUGGUUCUUAUGGAGAUAGUUGUGUGGUUGGAUUGGCAAAAACAACAACCAGCCUCGACCUGGUUUCCUGUGGCAGGCAGAAUUACCUGAUCACCGAUCAGAUAACAGUAGCCACCUUACCGGUUGCUGAUGAUUAUCAGCUGAGCUUUUACAAUGCUGCCACAAAUGCCUUUGUAUCCACCAUCGCAUCAGCUCCUUCCGGCAGUGUUGCAGUGAGUAGUGUAUCCGGCCUGGUAAAAGGUACUACCGAUAAUCAACCACUGAACCUGAAAGUAAAUAAUCUGAACGCCGGGUUUAUAUCCCGUCCAACGGAUGAGAAUACCGCCCUCGGGGUAGAAGCAGGUUCCGGAUUUAUGGUUACAGAUGGCAAUCCGUCUUCAGCCGCCGCCAAUACAGCCAUUGGCUACCGCGCAUUACGUGAUAAUGCUUCCGGUACGGAAAACGUAGCCGUAGGCCGGGGAUCAUUAACGGUAAACCUGCACAACUGGAAUACGGCAGUGGGUACCUGGUCAUUGAACACCAAUAAAAAUGGGGAUGGCAAUACCGCUGUUGGCGCCAAUGCAUUGACCUACCUGGAAGAUGAUUUUGCCGGUCCGACCCUGGGAGGCAAUUAUAACACAGCCAUCGGUUAUAACAGCUUACAGAAUAUUACGGCGGGCAGCAAUAACACAGCGCUCGGUGCUUAUGCCGAUGCCGCCGAUAAUGUAUCCAAUACCACUGCCAUCGGCGCUAAUGCUUAUGUGUCUAUUGACGAUGCGGUUGUACUGGGCGCAGCGGGUGUUAAAGUGGGUAUCGGUACCUCCGCGCCACGUGCAGAGCUGGACGUGCCUGGUACAGGCGCCAUCAUUGUUCCGGUUGGAGAUGACAGCAGCCGUCCGGCAACGCCCGUACAGGGCAUGAUCCGUUUCAAUACCAGCACCGGGCAUUUUGAAGGUUAUACCGGUACUGUAUGGGCACAGGUUGCAGCCUCCACGGAAAGCCUCGCUGGUAUUGGCAUUGCCGGAGAUUAUACUACUUCCUCCGAAUCGGUUUACAUAGGGCCGGGUGAUUAUGUGAUCAACGGGAACUGGAAUAUUUAUGCUAAAAAUGUCUGGAUCAGUCCGGAUGCCAAUAUAUCCGGUACCGGCACCAUCAGCUUUUAUAAUCCUGUUGAUGCCGGCGGAACAGCGGGUGCUACGCUGAUCGAUGGGAAUAACAGGCUGCAAGCCUUAGAUAUAAACCUGGUGAUCCAAAAUAAUAGUGGAGCAGCAUUGACGCAGAUCGUAAAGGAUGGUACACUGACCGGCUGGGCCGAUAAUACCGCAGCCUCGUCGCUUUAUAUUGGUAAAGACCUCAACCUGGCAGUAAGCGGUGCACAUGUGGCACUGGGCAGCGCCGCCGGUGAUCUUACUUUUGAUAGUGACGCUACCAUCUCCGGUUAUGCCGCAGACCGUUUUGUGGUGACUAACAACAGUGUGGAAAGCCACCUGGUGAAGGAGUCUUAUACUGGAACGUUUGUAUUUCCGGUAGGCAUUGCUCCCGGCGACUAUACACCGGCAACUAUUGAUAAUACAGCCGCUAAUGCGUUCUCUGUGUCUGUUCAGGAUUAUGCGGCCAGUGCUUCGCUGGAAGGCAAUACCGAAAAUGGUAUCGGGCGUACCUGGAAUAUCUUUGCCGCCAACGCCAGUGGUAAUAGUGUGCUUACCCUGCAACAUAAUACCGGCAGCGAGCAGGUUCAGUUUAACCGGAACAGCAAUUUUAUUACGCAAUAUGGCCCGGUAGCUCCUAAUAUGACAGGUGAUGGCGCCACCAAUACUUCGUACUCUUACUGGCAGUCUAACCAGGUGCCGGUAGGCGCUAAGGUGGGUAUAACGCGUAUGCGCAUCCGUGGUGGCGACCGUGCUGUUAUACGCCCGGCAAUGGCCUGUAAUGCGACGGGCUCUGCGUUUGGCGAGGCAGAAGAUUACCUGGUCAAUGUCCGUUAUCCGCUUUGCUCCGGACCUGUGAAUGCCGGUACCGCCAAUGUAACUGAUACCGCGACUUGCAGGGGUUAUACGGUAGACUUAUCGGACACGACGCAUGAAAAACAGCUUUCGCUCAUCUCCUGGUUAUGGGAGCAAAGUACGGAUGGCGGCUUGUCAUGGACUGAUGUGCCUAAUAGCGCUAAUAAGGAUACCCUGAAUAAAGUGCCUGUCUCAAACAAUACCAGCUUCCGCCUGAAAAUGAUUUGUUAUAAUACCGGAGAUGCCAGCUACUCUAACCCGGUACAGGUACGAAUCAACAAGCCUUAUGAAUGUUACUGCUACAGCCAGUCGGAUGGCGGAAAGACCGACUCUUCUGAUAUUGGUGCUGUGGUUAUCGGGACGAUGGUCAACUCUUCCGGUGGGCCGCAUAUCAGCAACCCCGAUGCCAUCCGGAGAAGAACAAGUUAUACCAAGAUCCCCAAUAUUGUACUAAGUGCCAAUGGGCGGUAUCGCUUAUCUGUUUAUCAUACAAUGCCUGUAGCCAACCAUAGCGAUGCACGUGUCAGUGUAUUUAUCGACUAUAAUAAUAACCUGACACCGGAUCGGCCAGGACACGAAAGCGUCUGCGGCUAUUCCCGCUAA
Molecule: messenger RNA, 4782 nt
Organism: Ostertagia ostertagi
Lineage: Eukaryota; Metazoa; Nematoda; Chromadorea; Rhabditida; Trichostrongylidae
Source: the annotation of a GenBank genome assembly